Messenger RNA from Alosa sapidissima (American shad), 4179 nucleotides. RefSeq names its product mitogen-activated protein kinase kinase kinase kinase 3a (gene map4k3a). The transcript is spliced from 34 exons. Gene Ontology annotation, molecular function: MAP kinase kinase kinase kinase activity; ATP binding. Gene Ontology annotation, biological process: protein phosphorylation. Lineage: Eukaryota; Metazoa; Chordata; Actinopteri; Clupeiformes; Clupeidae. The coding region runs from base 113 to 2875 and encodes 920 amino acids. The record is from RefSeq and is a predicted model, not a curated record.
UAUAAGGGAAGCCAUGUUUGGCGUUUGUCAGAUUUUUUAAAAUACAUUUUUCACAAUUCGUGAUAUUUUGUUAGUUAGGAGUUGAGGUUGAUAAAAGCCUUCAGACGUUUCAAUGAAUUCCAAUCCCGACAUUUCGCGUAGAAAUCCCCAAGAGGAUUUCGAGAUAAUUCAGCGGAUAGGAAGCGGUACCUACGGUGAUGUCUACAAGGCUCGAAAUGUCACCACUGAGGAGCUGGCUGCCAUUAAAGUCAUUAAACUGGAACCUGGUGAGGAUUUUGCAGUUGUGCAGCAGGAGAUUAUCAUGAUGAAGGACUGCAAGCACUCCAACAUUGUGGCUUAUUUUGGGAGUUACCUAAGAAGGAAUAAAUUAUGGAUAUGCAUGGAGUACUGUGGAGGUGGCUCCCUUCAAGACAUAUACCAUGUAUCGGGGCCUCUGACGGAAUCUCAGAUAGCUUAUGUUUCACGUGAAACACUACAGGGUCUAUACUAUCUACAUAACAAAGGAAAGAUGCACAGAGACAUAAAGGGUGCCAACAUUUUGUUGACAGACAAUGGGCGUGUUAAAUUAGCUGACUUUGGAGUAUCUGCACAAAUUACAGCCACACUGGCUAAGAGGAAGUCCUUCAUUGGAACACCUUAUUGGAUGGCACCAGAAGUUGCAGCAGUUGAGAGGAAAGGAGGCUAUAACCAACUUUGUGACAUUUGGGCAGUGGGCAUAACUGCCAUUGAACUUGCUGAGCUUCAGCCACCCAUGUUUGACUUGCACCCUAUGAGAGCCCUAUUCCUCAUGACAAAAAGCAAUUUCCAACCACCAAGAUUAAAAGACAAAAUUAAAUGGACCAAUGAUUUUCAACAUUUUGUGAAGAUGGCGCUCACAAAAAAUCCAAAGAAGAGGCCUUCAUCUGAUAAGUUAUUGCAGCAUCCUUUUAUCGCACAGCCCCUCAGUCACACUCUUGGCAUUGAGCUGUUGGACAAGGUCAGCAACCCGGACCAUGCCUCCUACUCUGACAUUGAUGAUGAUGACACUGAGCCUGAGCCUCCAAUGGCAGUGCCUCACCGGAUUCAGUCCAUCAGUAGAAAUGCGCGUGAGGAGAAGACACUCUCUGAAAUUAACUUGGGCCAAGUUAAGUUUGACCCUCCAUUGCGGAAGGAGACAGAACCUCAUCAUGAGCCGCUUGACCCAGAUGAUUUUUUGGACUGUGUGGAAGAGAUCUACUACACUGCAAGAUCUAAUUUGCAACUCAUUGUUGAGUUAGACCUAAAGGAACUUCAGAUGGAUUAUGGACAUGGAUCCUCUUGUGGUUCCUUUCUUGGAGGGAGUAUGGUCCGCAAUGCCUCCUUGGAGGACAAUAGGGAAGACCAUGAUGAGCAUUCUACACAAGAUCCUGAGGAUGAUUAUUGGGGUAGAAAUAGUGAUAAAGAACAAUCACAAAAUAAAGCAUUCACCAUGAGACCUAAAGUACCCCCACCACCACCUCCUCAGACUGCAGCUAACUCUUUGCCUCUCGUCUCUCAGCCCAAGAGCAUCUCCACCCCUCAAGUGGAUCUCACCAGUGACCAUGAUGGCAACCAUGACACUAUCAUGUGUUGUCCAGCCACGGACAGCCCCGAUCUACCAUCCGCCUGUAGCCCUCCUCAGCCAUUAUCCCUGCAAACGCCCCCACAAAAACUCAGCAGCUUAGGCAAUGGAGUGAAUUUGACUGAUGAGAGCAGAAAGAAGGAGACCUCAGGAAAGGAGAAGCCGUCUUCGUCUCCAAGUGAUCCUGCACGAAAAGACAAAAAGGAUGUUGUGAUACCUCUCAGCAAUGGACUACCUCCAACUCCAAAAGUCCAUAUGGGAGCUUGCUUCUCUAAAGUCUUUAAUGGUUGCCCACUGAAAAUCCACUGUGCCACCUCCUGGAUCAACCCCGAUUCUAGAGAUCAACAUCUUAUAUUUGGAGCUGAAGAGGGUAUUUACACUCUAAACCUGAAUGAAUUACAUGAAACAUCAAUGGAGCAGUUGUUUCCUCGGAGAUGUACAUGGCUGUAUGUCAUGAAUAACAGCUUGCUCUCAAUAUCUGGAAAAACCUCACCUCAGCUGUACUCUCACAAUUUGCGUGGCCUUUUUGAGCAUGCUCGGCAUGCCAUUCCAACUCACAAAUUUCCUGACAAGAUUAUUCCCAGGAAAUACACUGUCUCCAAUAAGAUUCCAGACACAAAAGGAUGCCAGAGGUGUUGUGUAGUAAGAAACCCAUAUACUGGUCAUAAGUACCUCUGCAGUGCCUUGCAGUCCAGUAUCAUUCUUUUGGAGUGGGUCGAAUCCAUGCAGAAAUUCAUGCUGGUUAAGAGUAUAGACUUCCCUUUACCCUGUCCUCUGGAGGUGUUUGAGAUGCUGGUGGUCCAAGAUCACCAGUACCCACUCAUAUGUAUGGCUGUCAGCAAAGGCACAGAAUUCAACCAGGUGGUUCGUUUUGAGACAGUAAAUCCAAACUCCACAUUAUCAUGGGUCACCAAAUCAGACAUACCUCAGAGUUCUGUAAUACAGUUAACUCAGCUGGAUGGAGAUACCAUCUUAGUGUGCCUAGAUCACUACAUCAAGAUAGUAAAUUUGCAAGGCAGGCUGAAAUCAAGCAAGAAACUAUCAGCAGAACUCACAUUUGACUUCCAGAUCGAGUCUAUAGUUUGUCUUCAGGACAGUGUUUUAGCAUUCUGGAGACAUGGUAUGCAAGGUCGAAGCUUCAGGUAUAAUGAGAUUACACAGGAGAUCUCAGAUAAUACAAGGAUAUUCAGGCUACUUGGAUCAGACAGGGUUGUAGUCUUGGAAAGCAGGCCAACGGACGACCCUACAGCACACAGUAACCUUUACAUCCUGGCAGGACAUGAGAACAGCUAUUGAGCUUCUUGUAUACUCUUUGCCCAACGACACAGAAUAUGAUCAUCAAACUUUUUGGAUCUUUGAAAUAUUUGCCCUAGUGGUUGAGUGUUGAAGUUACAAGUCAGACAGCCACCAUCAUAACAGUAGAAAGAUGUCACCAUAAUGCUUUAAAUUAACUUAAAGAAAAAAGAUAAAAAAAAUUUAAAAGGAAAAACAGUACAGUUUCUAUUUUUUGUAGUACUACACUUUUAUUAUUAUUAUUAUUAUUAUUAUUUUCAUAGCACUAAUACCGACCACAAAAGUUCUGAAGGUCUAACUGUUGUAGGCUAAAUAUAGACAUCAAUUUGAAAUGUAUAAAUAUACGUUAUGUAGAUAUCUAUUCAUAUCCAGUUUACUGAUAUUUGUAGAAAUAUUAUGUGCAAUUUAUGUAUAAUAACAAAUUAUGAAGGUUUGCUUUUAGGUCACAUGUUUAUUGUGCAUGUUUUACAAAAUCAUUAAGAAGUGCCCACCUUCAUCGACUUUUAUGCUUUUUUUUAUAGUUUUCCAUGUUUUAUACAAAGCUGUGUUAAUGAUUUAAAGUUUUAUUCAAAACUUGCUUUUUUUGCACAGUAAUUCUAGAUGUUAUCAAGUGUGUGUCCACAAAUCCUGCACAUGACUGUAUGUAAUGAAUAUAAAUGGGGCCAUAGCUAAAAUUUCACUCGCUGUUACACUUCAUACUGAAAGGGAAAUAGAGGUCUAACAACCUAGGGUCUAUUUUUGGAUGAUGAUAAAUGUACAUUUUUGCUUGGGACCAAAGCGACGUUAAUUGUUGCAGUUUUGUGUUAGACCGGAAUAUGCGUUUACAUGUACAGCUGAAUAUCAUAUAGCAUAGUCUUUGUGGGCAAGAAGGUAAAGAAAAAUCACUAUGCAGUCAGUGCAUAAACUCUUCUUCAGGUUGUCGUCAUCUUGUGAGAACAGAGUCUGCACAGGCCAAUUACCGAACUCUAUUGACAGUAGUUUGUGCCACAUUCAGUAAUCCACUAAGCUGCCCCCAAAGGCUAAGCUAUAUCCUAUGUUGUUGUUUGACUGGAGUUUCCCUUUAACCAGGCUCAUCUUAUAAGAUAUGCCCACUGACUGAAUGUGGAGUUGUAUUUAGGUCAGACCAUGACAGAAUCAAAGUAGAAAAUGUCAUAAAGAGUUUACUCUUGUUUUCAUGGGCUACAUAUAGGGCUACUGAUGAAGCAUUUUAAAUAACCCAGACAAUGGUACAGAAACUCAACAAAUAAGGUACAAACUGAAUAAAAAAUAUUGUUGACAAUGAUAAUAAAUAUUCCUGUUUAAUAUAA